Molecule: messenger RNA, 1374 nt
Organism: Penicillium longicatenatum
Lineage: Eukaryota; Fungi; Ascomycota; Eurotiomycetes; Eurotiales; Aspergillaceae
Product: glycoside hydrolase family 39 protein
Exons: 2
Coding region: 1-1374 (457 amino acids)
Source: RefSeq, a predicted model, not a curated record
AUGAUACGCUCGGGAAUUUUGACGAUUCUGCUUGCCACAUCGUUGGCAAAGGCAGAUAGUAUUACUGCCACCGUUAAUCUUGCCGUGACAAAAGGUCCCCCAGAGCACCUGGCCUCUGGAUUCAUUUAUGGAAUUCCCGACACGGAGGACUUUAUUCCAGACCACUGGUACACGGAUAUGGGAUUUCGGUAUGGUCGAGCCGGAGGUGCACAGCUAGAAGCGCCGGAUCGGGGUUGGAUCUGGGGGUUAAGUGAAUACAAAGGCCGCCUUGCCUCGACUCUUUCGAACUACAAAACCUGUCGCAAGUAUGGCGCAGAUUUCAUUAUCCUGCCACAUGAUGUGUGGGGAACGGAUCAUGCCAAUUCGUCAACAGUGUGGCCGGGUGAUAACGGCGAUUGGACAGACUACGACUUGUUCAUACGCACGUUGAUGGCCGAUCUCAAGGCUAAUAAUGCGCUGGAGGGAUUGGUGUGGGAUAUCUGGAAUGAGCCUGAUCUGACAGGCUUCUGGAAUCGGACCCAGCAACAAUGGCUUGAUUUGUAUGUUCGGACGCACAAACUCCUCAGAGAGGAUGCGGAUUUCGACAAAGUUCUCAUCUCUGGGCCGACGCUGGCUGGAUCACCUUUAAGCACUAACACCUGGUGGACGAACUGGUUGUCUCAAGUCGCCGGCAAUAAGACUAUUCCGGACCAAUAUGCCUACCACCUCGAAGGAACAUCGACUGAUUCAACAGACGACCUCCAAAACAGUGAUUCAUCAUUGUCAGCCAUGUUGAAAACAUACAAAAUGCCCUCCAGACAAGUAAAUAUAAACGAGUACGCCAACUUCGCAGAACAAAUUCCCGCUGGUGCAGCUUGGUGGAUCUCGCGACUGGAGCGCUACAACACACUCGGGCUCCGAGGAAACUGGCAAAGUCUCUGCGUCCUGCACGAUCUAUUUGCCAACCUCCUAACAAAAGUUUCGGACCCCACCGUCUGCACCGAAACGGAUUACGUCUCCGCACCAGAAUACCAGGUAUACAAAUACUACAACCUCAACAUGACCGGUGUGCGGGCGAAUACCACCGGCACAGGCGAUCGGUUAAUGGAUGUAUACGCAACCAUUGACUCGGACAAAGUCCGCAUUCUCUGCGGUGUCCGGAUUACCGAGGGGACUUGGCAGAUUACGGUUGAAAAUAUGAGCGCGGUUGGACUUCCGACUUCGGGAACGAUUGAUAUCCAGACCUGGGGUUUUGCCGGCACGGAUGUUUGGGAGGAGGUUGAUACGUAUAGCGAUCGUGGGAUUGUGUCGCAUACUUACUCUGGGAACAAGUUAACUUUCCCAAUUUACCAGACCGAUAGUAGUACGGCUUGGGCUUUUGAGUUUGCGAGGUAG